GGUCUACUUCCACUCUUCGCUCUUCUGCAUUGUCUGUGAUGCGAGCCAGCUGAGACUAGACUGCCAGUGAUUAUUUUGUGCCAUGUUUUUUUUAAAUUAUUAGUGAAAAUUAAUUUAUUUAUCUAUAUUCAAACAAUAUCAUUAUGUCAUUUAAAUAUUCAGUAAUUGUUUUAGUCGUUUCCAUUCUAUAUGUUUGCUCGAAAGAAACCAGUGAUGUUCUUGUGUAUACCGUCGCGACCGAACAAACCAACGGCUUCGAUAGAUAUUUAGACUCGGCCAGCGAAUUCAACAUCCAACCAAAAGUCCUUGGUUACGGGCUAGAAUGGAAAGGCGGUCAAGUAAAGAGCCAUCCAGGAGGUGGAUGGAAACUAAAACUCCUCAAAAAAGCCCUAGAACCUCUAGCAGAAGAAAGCAAUAAACUGGUGCUAUUCACCGACGCUUACGACGUCAUAUUUUUAGGAAAACUUGACGAGAUAGUCAGAAGAUUCCAAAAGACCGGUGCUCGAAUUUUAUUCGGCGCCGAGCCGUAUUGUUGGCCCGAUGCCACUUUGGAGAAUAAAUAUCCAGAAGUUGCGGAAGGAAAACGAUUUUUAAAUUCCGGAAUGUUCAUCGGUUACAUCCCGGACGUUUGGAAACUUUUAACUAGGAAGGAAUUCGACGAUACCGACGACGAUCAGCUGUUCUGUACUGAAGCGUAUCUGGACGAGAAGUUUAGAGAAGAGGUGCAAAUGAAACUCGAUCACAAAAAUGAGAUUUUCCAGAAUUUGAACGGUGUUGCAACUGAGAUCGAGAUUUCAUCGAUAGAAGACAAAGAAGGGGAGGGAGAAAGGUAUUUCAUUAAAAAUAUAGCCAGUCGUACUGAACCCCUAGUUAUACAUGGCAACGGUGCUUCGAAAUACACUUUGAAUUAUCUCAGCAAUUACGUUCCUAAUGUUUGGAACUCCAUAGAAGGAUGUCGUCAAUGUAAGAAAGGCCAUAUAGAAUUAGAAACGGUGCCUCCUAAAGACGUGCCUGUCGUUUUGCUGUCUCUGUUUAUCGAACAGAACACUCCGUUUGUGGAAGAGUGGUUAGAGAAGAUCCAUAUGCUCGAGUAUCCCAAAGACAAGAUCCAUUUAUUCAUCCAUAAUACUAUGAAGUUCCACGUCGACCACGUUAAUAACUUUACUGAAAAGUACGCCAAAAAUUACGUAAGCGUAAAAGAAAUUGUACCUGAGGACGCUACACCCGAAUGGACUGCUCGAGAUUUGUCACUAGAUCACUGUCUCGCUAAAAAGUGCGACAUAUAUUUCGCCGUGGAUUCCGUUGCCCAUAUCGACAAUCCCUACACGUUAAAAUUAUUGAUCGAACAAAACAGGACCGUCGUCGCCCCGUUGUUGACCAGGCCGGGUAAAGCUUGGAGUAACUUUUGGGGCGCCCUUACUAAAGAUGGCUUCUAUUCUAGAUCUAAUGACUACAUGGACAUCGUGCAUAGUGUUAAAAGAGGAUUGUGGAACGUCCCCUUCAUUGCCAGCGCGUACAUCAUAAAUUCAACGCUAUUGAAAUCACGUGACCGCACGCUCAUAAAUUUCACCAGGCCCAGGCUUGACGCCGAUAUGGCGUUCUGCUCGAACUUAAGAAAUCUGGACGUUUUUAUGUACGUGUCCAACAGAGUUGAUUUCGGUCAUCUCAUCAAUCCCGAUAAUUUGGAUAUUACUCGAACGGAACCAGAAAUGUACCAAAUUUUCGACAACCCACAGGAUUGGGAGGAACGGUAUAUUCAUGCUGAGUAUACGGAGAAUUUUAAUCCCGAUAAAAAGGAGCUUCAAAACGACUCUAACUUUUUUCAGCCUUGCCCAGACGUAUAUUGGUUCCCGAUAGUGUCCCCGCGUUUCUGCAACUCCCUCAUCAACAUGAUGGAAGCCUUCGGUCAAUGGUCUUCGGGAACCAAUACCGAUGAACGUUUAGCAGGUGGUUAUGAAGCUGUCCCGACCAGAGACAUCCACAUGAACCAAGUUGGUUGGGAACCGCACUGGUUGGAAUUCUUACAGAAAUACGUCAGACCUUUGCAGGAAAAGGUGUUCACUGGGUAUUACCACGACCCGCCUAAAUCGUUGAUGAACUUUGUUGUCAGAUACAGACCGGACGAGCAACCCUCCCUGAGACCUCACCAUGACAGUUCAACAUACACGAUUAACAUUGCUCUGAAUCGCCGCAACAUCGAUUACGAAGGAGGCGGCUGCAGAUUCAUCCGAUACAAUUGCAGCGUGGUCGAUACGAAGCAGGGGUGGCUUCUGAUCCAUCCGGGUAGAUUAACGCAUUUCCACGAAGGCCUUAAAGUUACGAGCGGUACCAGAUACAUUAUGAUCUCGUUCGUUGAUCCGUAGAAUUAAUGCCUCGUUUUAUUUAUACUGAAGUUUGUGCAAUAACAAAUUAAGUACAUAUUAUUAUGCUUUCUAAAUAGCCUACAGACUGUACAAAAUCGAGAGCGACAUUGAGAUAUUCGGUGGUUCUUAGUCAGUUGUUCCAAAGUUCCUAAUGUGUCCUAAUUCGAAAUGAGUAUACUCAUCAUAUUUUUUUUAAUUGUAUACAUGCACAAAAUCAUGCAUUUAUGGAACGGUGCUUUCCCAUUUAGAUGAUACUUAGUUGACAUUUGACAGAUGACAAAUUCAUUGACGUCUUUCAAAAAUCUGUUGCUAUUUAUGUGACAAAGAAUUGACAGAUGACAUACAUACAUACAGUAGAUCACACAUCACAUAGGGUGUUUCAUAAUAAUCCUGCUUUUCAGAUUUGAUGGAAAUCAAGUAAUUAAAACACUUUAAUAAUAAAGAAAUUGCGAGAGUUAAUGGAUUCGUUUGUUUAAAAUAAAAAAACUUAAAUAGUUUUAAUAACUUACUGUCAAAUGUCAAUUGAAUAAACAAUGCUACAACAAAAGUAGUCUUAUUAUAUUGAGCAUUAAUACCAUUAUAGUGGUGUCCAAGAUGGUUCCAUAUUGAAAUUAUAUGGAUACAUUCAAGCAAUAUGUUGGUGCACAAGAAUAGUGACAUAUCUCAAAAAUGUCCGAUUUCGUGCUUAUUUUGAAAAUGUUUAGCAAAAUCCCCACUUAUGUUUACUAUUUUCAAAAAUGACCGCUGGUAAGUGGUUGCGUAUUUCUUCCCUUACUACAAAAUCGCCAGUUUAUGAUGAUGAAGAAUGACACAAAUCUAGUUGAGCUUCGACAGUCAGUGAGACAAUAUCGCCAAUUUUCGGCUAGAGGGACAUAAAUCAAAAUAUGCCAGUGUUAUUAAAAAUAAAUUAAAAACAUUUUCAACAGUGGCACAAGUCAAAUUAGGACAUUAUUGAUUAAAAGUUAUUAUCAAUUGGUGUGAAAUAUACAAGAAACUUUCAAAUCAAUGUCCUCGAAAAUCAACGUUUUUGUGAUGUGUCACUAUUUUUGUGUAUCAACGAAUAUCUAAUAAAAUUUAUUUAUCAUUGUAUGAUAAAUAAGUAGGAAUAAUUCUGGCAAUUAACCCUUCUUCUUUGUUGACAAGUGUCUCAUAAAAACAAUUGAUUUAAUAUGACCCCAGAUAAAAAAUCAACUCAAACCAUUAUCUGGAAAUCAUACGAUUUUAAAAAUGUAUUUUAUUAACAAUUUGACAUUUUCAGAAAAAGUAUUGAUCGAACGAGUUUUUAUUUCAAUAUCGAUUCUAACACCUCGUAACCCAUAAAUAAAUUUUACAGUAGAGCCAAAAAACUCUCCUGACACAUGUAUCGUGCGUGUUAGAACUUGUUAGA
Molecule: messenger RNA, 3750 nt
Organism: Psylliodes chrysocephalus
Lineage: Eukaryota; Metazoa; Arthropoda; Insecta; Coleoptera; Chrysomelidae
Source: the annotation of a GenBank genome assembly